AUGGCAGAUGCUUUCUUUACCUGUCGAAAGAAUGUGCUUCUGGCGAAGAGCACGUCCACCCAGAUAGAAGGCGUCUUUGCUGCGACCAGAGGAAGGUCGGCCCCAGAAGAGCAAGAAGCCCUUCUCCAGCAGUGGCUGGAGGACGGAGCAGGGAAUUUGCCAGCCAGUGAGAGUGUCCCAGCAGUGGGGAAAGUAUCAGUUACGCUCACUAGUGACUGGUUAGAAGGUUCAGAGCUAUUGAUGACUAGCCUCAGUGACCUGAAUUCGGCUCCAGGAGUCACCCGGUGUGCUGGUCAGCAGCUCACAGAGCUACAUGCCUUGGCUUCUUCAGAACUGCAAGAUCAUGCAGUGACUGAACAGGCAAAAUUACCAGCAGAGGAGACAGUGGCUGCAGCAGGCAGUGCCCCCUGGGCAGCUGUGGUGCCACAGACGGAUCACCAGACAGCUGGCUGUGCCACUAUUGAUGUAGAAGUGCAGAAUGAAGACCCAGCUGUGCUGGCCUGGAGUUUAGCUCGUGAUGCAGAGACAGUGCCAACAGAGCCCCCAGCCUGGCCCAUUCAGGAUACAGUACAAUUUUGUCCUUUCCCGGCAGAGGUACCCUACCAUGAGAUUUUAUGGAGAGACUGGGAGGAUCUUUCUGUCCAGCCCUGUGUGCUAGAGCAGGUCUCAAAAAACACUCCUCUCUUUGAAUUUCGAGUCAUGUCUUACAACAUCCUUGCCCAGGACCUGGUGGAGCAGGGCCUUGAUCUCUAUCUACACUGUCAUCCAGACAUCCUGAACUGGAACUACCGCCUUCCAAACCUUUUGCAGGAGAUCCAGCACUGGGAUCCUGAUGUUCUGUGUCUCCAGGAGGUGCAAGAGAACCAUUACUGGGAGCAGCUGGAACCAACAUUCAAGGAGAUGGGCUUUGCAUGCUUCUAUAAACGGAGAACUGGGACGAAGACAGAUGGCUGUGCAGUGUGCUAUAAGCACAGCAGGUUCCAGCUGAUCAGUCUCAGCCCCAUAGAAUACUUCCGGCCUGGCCUGGACGUUCUCAAUCGGGAUAACGUGGGCUUGGUGCUGCUGCUACAGCCUCUGCUCCCGGAGGGCCUAGAUCUGAAGGCAGUCAGUCCUUUGUGUGUGGCCAACACUCAUGUGUUGUUCAAUCCCCGGCGGGGAGAUAUCAAACUGGCCCAGAUGGCCUUGCUCCUAGCAGAGAUCGACAAGAUUGCAAAAACUGCUGAAGGCAGCUACUAUCCUGUCAUCUUGUGUGGAGACCUGAACUCUGUACCUGAUUCUCCACUCUACAAAUUCAUCCGGAAUGGUGAACUUUCCUACCAUGGGAUGCCAGCCUGGAAGGUGUCUGGUCAGGAAGACUUUUCCCAACAGUUGUAUUCACGGAAACUGCUGGCCCCACUGUGGCCGAGCUCACUGGGUAUAACGGACAACUGCCAAUAUGUUACCCUGUGCCAGCCAAAGAAACUAGGCAGACGUAAGUACAGCCGGGACUUCCUGCUCCAGUUUCAUUUUUGUGAUGUUGCCUGUGAACGACCACCGCAGCUGGUCUUCUUGGAAGGUGUGACAGAUGCUAAACCAGACCGCCCUGCACACUGGCCCAGGCCUGCUGCCAUGGUGAAACACCCUGAUCCCCAGCCAUUCAUCCCAAGGUCUUCAGGCGUUAUCCAGCACGGCCUCAACUUGACCUCUGUCUACAGCCACUUCCUGCCACAGAGGGGACGCCCGGAGGUCACAACGAUGCCCUUGGGGCUUGGAGCCACCGUUGAUUAUAUCUUCUACUCGGCAGAGCCUGUGGAGAAUGGGAACAGGGGGGGUCGCAGGCUGUACCAGGAUGGAGCCCUGAAGCUGCUUGGCCGCCUUUCCCUUCUCUCUGAAGAUGUCCUGUUGCUGGCAAAUGGCUUACCAAAUCCUUUUUGUUCAUCUGAUCAUCUCUGCCUGCUGGCUAGCUUUGGCUUGGAGAUCUCCAGCCUCAGAGAGCCCUGCCAGGGGUCAGAUAGCCAACCUGUAGCAUCCUCCUGCGCCAGACUGAAGUUCAUGCUACUGCCUUCUUCUGGAGCCAGCCGUGUUUAGGUAGGUAGAACCUGUAGGACUGACUCCUGUCUCUUGACAGGCGUUGGGAGGGAGGGGAAGGCUGUGUAACUUGGAGCCAGAUUGUCAAUCGGUUGGAUCCCAGUGUAGCUUUGGUGUCCUAUCAGUGUACUUCUGUCAGCAGUGGCUUGGCCAGUACAAAAACAAUAGAACUGUACUUGUUCCUAGGGCAGAUUCCCCAGUUCAGCCUGACAUUUGGUGCUCAGUUUUUCUGUGAGAGAUGAGAGCAAUAUUGGCAGAAACAUUAUCAAUCUUCUGUUCACAAAUGAGGCAGGGAAAUCUGGUCCCACCUCAGGUUUUUGUGGGAAGGUACGAGGAGACUUGAAAUACUGUUCUCUCUUCCUGGGUUAUAUUGGGGGAUUUUCAUAUUUUAAAUGUUACUUUCUUUAUUGAAAAAUAAAUUUUUUCUAAUCUAAGAAAAAAACCACAAAGUAACUGCAGCACCUUGUGCUCCUGGCAGCUGAACUCUCUGAGGACUUGCUCAACAAGGCUUUGCUGGCUGGGAUGUGAAAGAGGAGAGGACAAAUUAGCUACACAACAUAGUAGUAAGGAGGGUUGAAGAGACAGAAGUAGGCCUUGCUGUUGUCUCCCAGCACAUCCUCAAAUCCCAGAGGUGGUUUAUUUGGCAUCGGGCUUGUCUUGCAAAAUGGUUUGCAUUCAGGAACCCUUCCCUUCCUCCCAAAGAAAGCAAGUACUGCUGAUCUUCUACAGCUCACUUCUGUAAACUGUACAGAAACAAGGGGUGUGUGUGGGGAUUGUGUUCUGUGCCCAUAUGAUUGUGUAAGGACUGCAUAUUCCCUUCUUGCCCCUGCCAGAUGGUGUGGUAUUUGCCUGGUGAUGUGUGGAUGGCUUUUGCUACCCCAGUUGGGAUAACACGUAGGAGUCUGUAUAAGUGAAUGGCAAUCUGGGGGUGAAUAAGUUUGCAGCUUUGUUUGCCCUUAGUUUCACAGGUAAUGGUUCUGGUGUGGCACUGGUGUUUGUACGUGGGGAGGGAUGCAGAGCUGUGUAUUUCUAUGGCUCUGUUUAUCUGACAGUUGCACUAAUUUCUGUAAGUACUCUUAUUCUGAUUUUGUAAUUGAUUGUAUGUGUAAAGGGAGGGGAGGAAAGGAAAAUCGGUGAACUGAGAGCUUUAUUUUCUGCCAGGCUUGAGAAGAGGUUGCCAGAAAGCAGCCUUGUUGCAGAUAACUCCCACCAGCUGGUAACAUUGUAAUAGGAAACUUGGAAGACACUAAAGGUUUAAAAACAACCAACCAAAAGCAAAACAAAAAACAUUGUGACACAUAGUGUUGGCACUUACAACUUUGGCUGUCUGCUUUCAGUUAUAAUUGCUGCCUAGGUCUGGUGGUCAAUUGAUGAGGGGGGGUGUGUUUGUGUGAAACCAGCCCUCCUGCCCCACCUAUUGAGACCCAGAAGGUGGGCACAGUAUGCCAUCAGAUGAACUGAUUGCCCCUGCGCUGGCUGAAGCACCCUGCCAAUCCUGUGAUGUAACUGAGGCGUAGGAGCUGUGCUUCAAAAUCACAAGUGCUUCUUCCAUUUUACUUAAAGACACUGCUGUUCUUUUGGGUAACUUGCAUGAAGGCAUCUCUCAGGGAGGUUUUAAGGUUCCAGCUGUAUUUUGUUGGAAAACCUAAUGUUCCACAGGUCAAGCUAAUGCUUUCUCUUUUGAUACAUGAAAUAGUAUGGUGUGAACUUGGAAUGGUUAAGUUGUUGAACACUGGAUAUGGAGUCACAUGCUGAGAAACCCCAGAACAAUGCCUGCAAGUCCUCUGAUUCUGAAGGUUAGAAAGCUCCCAGAGGGACCUGCAGCUCCCAAAGCCCUGGCUUACACGUGCUUCCUUGGGCAUUCAUAGGUGAAACUAUUGCAGAAAUGCAGGACCAUUGCUAAUGACUGCAUACAGACAAACAAAGGCAGAGUUGAAGAGUUGAUCGCUGUGGUUGUUUUGGCCACUGUCCCUGAAGCUCUGGUAUAGACCCCUACAGAGUUGGCCUGUUUCAGGAAAGAAAAAAACUGUGUUCCAGAGCAAUUUGAAGUUAACAUCAAACGGAUCUGGAGACCUGUGGAUGCUUCCAGCUGUGGGAGACUAUAGGAGAAGUUUGGAGGUGGGGUGGAUGGAAAGAGUCCCUACCUCUAAAAUAGCAACUAGUAUAUACUUAUAGGGAGAAAAUAAUGUGUUCUGUGCUGCUUUAAGAAUAGCACACAGUGAUAUAAUAAGAGGCUGUGGUAAUGAGCAACUCAUGGUGGGAUGCAGAACUAAGGUUCUGGAUGUAGCUCUUAACACUGUUUCCUGACCUAAAGGCAUGACUAGUUGUCAUUAGCACAGCUUUCUGAUGAAUUACAGAGGGGUCUGUAAAUGGUUAUGAAAGUGGAACAGCAGGAAUAUCUGCUAUACGCAGAAAGGGAAGGUAUCAUAGAGGUAGGAUCAUCUACAUCAUCUUAGUAGUGAUGUAGAGCUCGGGGAGACUGGUACUUAGGGGAAGGAUGCCAGAGACCACUGGCAGUGUGUAUACAUACCCUGUUAUCAGUCUCCUAAGCUGCAGGAGCAUGCAGCUGUAGAGGCAAACACAGAUUUGACAAAGUAUCUUUGCUAGACAACAGCUGCUAGGCUGUAUUUAGUUAUGCUAUUUAGAUAGAAGUUGGACUUCCUUCACUUUCUCAGAGUUUUAAGUUCAUCACUUCAGGAGGAUGCCCUUUAUAAUCAGUUUUCCCAAUUACAUGGGAUGGGAGGAGUGCUAAACAAUAUAACUACUCUAGUUUCUUUCCUUUUCUUAAUAAAUGAAACUUGGCUGCUGCUUGAGGUCGUCUUUCUCCAUGCCUCUUCCUUAUGAGGUGUCUCUCCAGCAGCUGUUUUCCCAUGACUGCCACAUCCAGUUAUCUUUCUGAGUUACUGAUGUUUAUUUUUUUCUGCAGCUGUAUUUCUUCAGUUAAAAGCUACGGGUGGAAUUCUUUAGGGCUAAGUCUUAUUAUAAACUCAACAUAUAAAUAGUGUCAAGCCGUAAGAUAGUGGGUUCCCUCACCUCUGAAGAGUUAAGUGGGAGGGGUGGAAGCUUUGAAACCAACACUUAGAUGGGAAUAUAAAACAAAAAAAAAGUUUAAGAUUUAUCAUUAGUGCCCUGUAUGCCACCUGCUUUGUGAAGCACAGAACUCUGAAAUAUACUUGACUUUAGUUCCUCUUCUCUGAGGAGUCUCUUAGAGGCUCUAAGAACAGUUCAGCACCUCAGAGAGAAUCUCUUUUUAAGAGCGGAUCAAGGUAUGUGUCCUGCUCCUAAUGAUAUUUGAGAGUGGUGUUGCCAGUCUGCAAAGCAGGGUGUUGCUACAGUGCAAUUUCUCCUCCCAUUGCCACCACCUCACUGAUGAAGGUUUAUUGGAUGUACUGUUAGGAAUUUGCAGACAUAUCCAUGAUUCAUCCAAAUACAUCUCAUGCAUGGUUCAUCCUCAUCUAAAGGAGCUGCAUAUAAGCCUUAGUGGGAUACCAUCUCCUUUCAGUAGACUUCCUGUUGUGCAAGUUAAUUGAAUUGCUGGCUAUGACCUGCUCCUUACCAGACUGUAGCUGCCUGGCCUGUAGUGCUUUCCAUAGCCCCGUCACGCUGAGAAGCACAAGCUGCAUGAUUGCUGCCAUUGAAUGUACUGCAUCGUGUUUCAAAGUAUGAUACUGAGUUUCUGUAGAGAACUCACCUGCUAUAAUGAUAACCAAGGUGACUGAUUUAACAGCUGGCAUGCCUCAAGCUCCUUCCUUUUGUCAGCUGUACAAGUUUGGCUUCUCUUGUCAAGGCAAGUUAUCCUCCAGCUUCCACUGAAAAUGUCAUUCUAGUCUUGAAGCUCUUUUCCCUUUUAUUUUUAAAUUUAUUUAUUUUAUUUGAGAUCUAGACUGCACAUUCUUGUGCUCUAAGGGAAUAGGAAUGCUGUAUAGUAGAGCUGAAAAUUUUUUCCUAACUUUGGUUAGACAGACACAGCAGCUUUCAAGGUGCUGAGGUGGCAAAUGGGAGAAGGACUAGACUAGACGCUGGCAUGUACUACAACAAAAGAUGCAUUUGUUCCAUCCAAUCUUUCCUUUUAUACACAAAAAAGACUUGACUUCAAGCCUUAGCAAUGUUACUUAGGUUUUUAGUCUUUCUGGAUGGAAAGCCUUCUACAUCAGUCUUAAGUUUAUUCAGUUAUUGGCCACUUUCAGGAGCUGCUCCUGAACCGGGGGUAGAUGAAUGCAGUAGUUAUUGUAAAGCUAUUCCUCUCCUCCCUUCCUCCCCCAGAGUAAGGUUGGAAAUAGGAUGGCAGUCACUCUUUGCCAAAAUAAAAAUAAAAUCCAGGAAAGCCAGCUCAGCUGAGUAACUUAAGUCUGUAAUGGUCUGCUAUCCACAGCAUGUCAUACGCUUCUGCCUUCCAUAAUCCUGCAGUCUCUGCAUGAAUGGUGCUUUUAAGUCUCACCCUCUCAUGAAUGGAUUUCUGUAUGCUUUUAGGCAUGUGAGAGCCUUAAGUUUUGCAGUCUUGGGCUUCUCAGCGUAGUAGCUGACUGGGUUUCUUUUUCUUAAUAUUUUUUUAAAUUACUGCUUUGCUGAGUUGUAUAUCCUUUCCCCAAUAAAGGUUUUUCACUAAGGUCCAAGUAGUGUAAUCUCUAACUGACUUAAAAACCUAGAACUGCAGGAACUAUCAGUAGCGGGGGGAAAGCCUAAUCUAAGAGGGAGCAGAAAGUCUUCAUUUAAUCUCAGCUGUAGCCAAGUCACUGUUCUGCCGUUCUCACUCCAUUGUCUAGCAAUCAUCCUGAACUGUACAUCUAUAGGGCGUUUAGGAGUUACCUGAUUUUUAGCAAAAUCUGUAAGAAAGACGUGGGGCAGAGGGUAUUUUCAAGCAAGCAUCUGAGGUAGAGGUUUAUAGAAGUCACAGCAUUUUAGUCUUUUUUUGUUAAUAUUAUUAAUCUUUAAGUAUUUAAUAGGGGAGCAAGAAGCCUUCAACUGCUGCUGAAGUCUGUUGUCAACUCCUGGGCUUGAGCACAGGCCAUGCAGGCUUAUGAAGUGGCUUUCUUAUUUUGUGUCUUCAUACCAUCUACUAGGUGCUAUGCAAUUACUUCCCCUCAGGGCAGAAGUUGUUCAUAUAAUUAACUUAGCUAAGAGCGACUAUUGCAUGUGUCAUUCCCUUUGGAGUAACAGGUUAGGGGAUGUUUAUUCCUUUCCUCUAUGCGCUGUAGUCUUGCCUACAUCCUGGCCCUGGUCCCAGCUACUCAUUUCCCUAGAGAGAAAGGGUAUGUUAUGCCUGAAAGAUGAUAGCCUCAAUAAAGUUGGAUCCCCCUUGCUGGGGAAAUGCACUGAA
Molecule: messenger RNA, 7384 nt
Organism: Aptenodytes forsteri (emperor penguin)
Lineage: Eukaryota; Metazoa; Chordata; Aves; Sphenisciformes; Spheniscidae
Gene: ANGEL1
Product: angel homolog 1
Exons: 10
Coding region: 1-2067 (688 amino acids)
Molecular function (GO): 3'-5'-RNA exonuclease activity
Source: RefSeq, a predicted model, not a curated record